AUGUCUAAACGAAAAGAUAAUUCUGAAUUAUUUUUAAAAGAAAUCCCCGAAUUUACUGAUGAACAUAGAACUAAACGUAUAAAUAAUAGACAUAAACAACAUGGAUUUGUAUCCGUGUUCUUAUAUAAUAAGCGAAAGCGAGAAAUGUAUUUUGAGAUUCUGAAGAAAACGAUGAAUGAAUUAGAAACAGCUAAUGAAAUCUGCUUAAAGAUAAGCAGAAAGGAUAUCGAGAAAGUAUUUGAUGCUCCAGAUGGAUUUGAUAUUGAACAUGUUGUUAAACAAGAAGACAUAUUAUUCACAAUGAUAAGAGAGGUUUUUGAGGAAACGGGAUUAGAUAUUAAAAGGGUUUCAUGUAAGAUCAAAUACUUUGGAUUUGAUAAGAAGAUUCUUGAAAUAGAUGGGAUAGUUACCCAUGUAUUUCUAGUUAUCUUCGAUAGUUAUGAUUUCAUUCCAUAUUCAAAAAAAAAGAAAAAAGGCAAUGAAGUGAUUGCUAUGAAUUCAUAUGAUAUUUUAAAGAAGUUAAAUGAUGACAAGGGCAAAGAAAUAAAACAUUUCACUUCAACAAUUGAGAAUAUAUUCGAAGAAGUAAACAGUUAUUGUAAACCGAUCAGGAAUGAGAUAAUCUUAUUCGGUGGGCCAAAUUCUGGGUUAUCAGAAGGUGUCAAGGGUUUAGGACCAGACCAUCUCUCAAUAAGAGAUUUAUACCCUGAGCAUUAUCAUGCUAGAGAUGAGCCAAGAGAAACCCAACAGAUGCGGAUCUUGAUGGCUUAUAAUUCUAUUGGUAAACUUUUACGUGGUGAAACCAAAUCAGAUGUUGGUAACGAACCAAUAGUAAUUUAUGAAAGGAGUCUAGGAUGUGUGAAUAUUUUCAACCGAGCAUAUCGUAUACCCACAUUUCCAUUAAAUGAUUUGCAUAAACUACAUGAUUCAAAUCAACUUGAUAUACAUAUAUCUCCUGAAGAUAAUGAGUAUGCAUUCACAAUAGCUAACGAUCGCAGAUCAUAUUUCUCUGACACACAGAAAGCCUACAAACAAACGUAUGAGUUAUACGAAAUGUUCUCACAUCUCGAAUAUCCUAAUAAGAUAAUUGUAAAAAAUGACCUUA
This is a messenger RNA of Racocetra persica, 1105 nucleotides long. The record is from the annotation of a GenBank genome assembly. Lineage: Eukaryota; Fungi; Glomeromycota; Glomeromycetes; Diversisporales; Gigasporaceae.